Molecule: messenger RNA, 1308 nt
Organism: Penicillium vulpinum
Lineage: Eukaryota; Fungi; Ascomycota; Eurotiomycetes; Eurotiales; Aspergillaceae
Product: glycoside hydrolase family 27 protein
Exons: 7
Coding region: 1-1308 (435 amino acids)
Biological process (GO): carbohydrate metabolic process
Molecular function (GO): hydrolase activity, hydrolyzing O-glycosyl compounds
Source: RefSeq, a predicted model, not a curated record
AUGUUAUGGUCAUUGACGCUCGCUGUUGCAUUGCCUUUGCUACCAGCAGCAGAUGCUCUGGUUAGGAAAAAUGAUGUUGGCAAAAUACCUGCACUAGGUUGGAAUUCUUGGAAUGCAUUUGGAUGUGAUAUCAAUUCUGAGAAAGUCCUCACCGCGGCCAAUAAGAUAAUUAAUCUUGGACUGAAGGAUCUGGGUUAUGAAUAUGUGAACAUCGAUGACUGCUGGAGUAUCCAGAACAAACGCGACGAGAGCACAAGUCGCAUGAUUCCAGAUUCAUCCAAGUUCCCCGAUGGUAUUUCUGGUGUUGCAAAGCAAGUCCAUGAUUUGGGAUUGAAAAUCGGAAUCUACAGCAGUGCUGGUGAGACUACCUGCGCUGGAUAUCCUGCCAGUCUAGGAUAUGAGACAGUCGACGCACAGUCUUUUGCUGAUUGGGGUAUUGAUUACCUCAAAUAUGACAAUUGCGGUGUUCCCGAUGACUGGACAGAUACAUACAAUGGCUGUGUCCCUGAUAAGGGGAACUUCCCUAAUGGGACUUGUCCUGAUCUCACCGACCCAGCUCCAGAAGGAUAUGACUGGAGAAAGUCCAAGACAUAUACAAGAUAUACUACAAUGCGUGAUGCACUGCUCAACGUUGAUCGGACGAUCUUCUAUUCACUUUGUGACUGGGGUUAUGCUGAUGUGAAUACCUGGGGCAAUGAAACUGGCAACUCGUGGCGCAUGUCUCUCGAUAUCACUCCGGAUUGGGCUCGUAUUGCGGAGAUUGCAAAUGAGAACAGCUUUUUGAUGAAUUAUGCCAAUUUCUGGGGUUACCCCGAUCCGGACAUGUUGGAGGUUGGUAAUGGAGAUCUUACUAUCGAAGAAAAUAGGGCGCAUUUUGCACUCUGGGCUGUUAUGAAGUCCCCUCUGAUUAUUGGCACGGCCCUUGAUUCUAUUAACGAUGACCACUUGGCCAUUUUGAAGAACAAGUAUCUUCUUGACUUCAAUCAAGACCCGGUUAUCGGCAGUCCUGCCCAUCCUUACAAGUGGGGAUACAACUCUGACUGGACUUUUGACCCGGUUCAUCCGGCAGAAUAUUGGUCUGGUGCAUCGUCCACUUUAGAAGGAACUUUGGUGCUUAUGCUGAACUCUGAGGAUGCAACUGCUACUCGCACUGCAACAUGGAACGAGAUCCCAGAGCUUAAGAGUCAUGAUGCAUAUAAGGUUAUUGAUGCUUGGACUGGCAAGGAUCUGGGGUGUGUGAAGACUAAGUAUAGCGCCUCAUUGAAGAGCCAUGAUGUGGCUGUUUUGGUGGUCAAGGGACAAUGCUAG